This is a messenger RNA of Podospora pseudopauciseta, 2971 nucleotides long. RefSeq lists its product as uncharacterized. The coding region runs from base 743 to 2971 and encodes 742 amino acids. Lineage: Eukaryota; Fungi; Ascomycota; Sordariomycetes; Sordariales; Podosporaceae. The transcript has 2 exons. The record is from RefSeq and is a predicted model, not a curated record. Gene Ontology annotation, molecular function: ATP binding; protein kinase activity. Gene Ontology annotation, biological process: protein phosphorylation.
GCAGAUUGCGAUAAUGAGGAGGACUGAGUGACCCUGGACCGCUGGCCCAGCUGAAACCCGAGUAGCUGUUGAUGCUGAUUGGUGGCGCGCUCAGCUCUUGGUGCUCGAAACAGGAGAAAUGCUACGCUGGCGGCCCGGGAUGAGCGGGAUGGGACCUCUCAAGGUGGUCAUCCUGGAGGAUUUGCUGGGGCCAGAGCGGGCGACCGUUGUAAGAGUUUAAAUUCCCCCACACAGCAAUCCAAUCUCGGAUGUGCUAGGGCCAGCCUUUUCAGUGUCGUCACAGCGCCCAGGCCAGCCCACCCUCGACGACAUGCCUCACGAUCCGGUCAGCGAGAUGAGACGGCCGAAUUGGCAAAUCCUCACGGCCCGGGUGGGGUCCGGAGGAGCGUCGGGGCCCUCUCGGAGCACUCCCGAGUGCGAGAGAGCGCUGGAGCAAACCUCUCGAGAGGGACAAACAACCCCCCCUUGCCAGCCCAGAUAUCACCCGCAUGUCGUUGCAACGCUGGCCACGUUGCUUUCCGGGUUCUAGUGAUGGAUUUGUCGGGAAUCUGGUCACGGUUACUCCGCAGAUGGGUAAGCGAUACCCCGGUGAGUUGUCUCGACAGUUGAAAUGCAUCUUGAAGUUCAAACUGUUGCGAGAACCCUUGACUGGCAGGGCAUGUAGAAGGGUUAAAGGAUUAGGGUCUGUGAGUUCUCAAGAAGAGAAACUUGCCCUCUGGAAAAUGGCCCCCAAAAAAAGAUUAUGCACAAGGAUGGAGCACUGUGGGAUUCACCGUUACACGUCUCCCACUUUCCACUGCAUCGGCGAGUGACCGAUGAGGAAAGUCAGGCUCGCCGGCAAAUGUGCUUGCAUCAAUCGAGCCUGAUUACGUUGUGGGGACACCGCCUUGUAGCGGGGAAGGAGCUAUGGAAUUUAGAACAUCGCACACAUUUUACGGAUAGACGGACAAGAGUAGCUGUUGGUGAGAACCUCGGUCGCAUCUCGCAAGCCCAACUCUUCUCGGCUCACCAGCCACAGCGGCACCUUUCUGCUAACACCUGGCAUGGUACCAUGGAUCCCGUAUCAUUAGCAGGGCUCGCCAUUGGCGUGGCUUCUAUUGGCCUCCAGGUCUACAGCGGAUGUAUUCAGGGGAUCCAACUGGUCAUAACCGCCUUGAACUUCCCGGACGAUGCCAGGUAUCUCAAUCUGAGGCUUCGCAUGGAACAGCAACGUCUAUUUGCCUGGAGUGAAGCAUCUGGCUUGCUCGACCUGGACGCCAAACGAAGGGAUAAAGUCCUCGAAUCCAACACCUUCGUUCUGCAUCGCCAGACAGUGCUUGACUUACUGGUCCAAGUCGAGUGUUUGUUCAAAGAGUUCAGAGAACACCAAGAGAAACGAAAAGGUCUGAGGGCUGUUCCUGACCAAGAUCAGGUCCUCGAGAACCCUGAAAAAGAUGCGGCCGAGGCCAACUUUCCACUGCCCAAGAGACGGCGGGACUUCAUCAAGAAAGCCAUGCGAAGUCUGAAGGAAUCGUCACAUGAAGCUUCCCAGAGGUUGCAAUGGGUUGCCUUUGACAAGGCCGCUUUUGAGCUUCUCCUCUCCAGGUUCUCAACAUUGAAUGAUAACAUGACUGGAAUCCUCGACCAACGCAUGCAAGUCGAGAUUCACCAUACAGUACAAGACACCAACCGUGGUGUCCUGCAGCUGCACCACAAGAUUAGUGAUUUGUCUCGGCUUGUCAUGGCCCUCAACAUCAGGCUUGAAGCCAGCUCAGCCCUCCCUACAGCACAGCUCACCGUGGCGAAGAAACAAGCAAACGCCGACGGGCUCGAACUAAUAUCGCAGCUUGCCAAGUUCAAAGCCUUUAACGAGUCGAUCGAGUCUGCCCACAAAAGGCCAUUGGACGAGGCAACGGCCAACCAACUAGAGCUCGGAAAACCAGGCGAGAAACGCCUCCUUCUCGAUCGUUCCAUGAUCGAGCUUGACCCAGCAGCCGAUGAGUCUGAUCAGCCGAGAUGUGAGGCUGUCCUUGUCAAAGACGGUGUCAAGAAAAAGGUCUGGGUUGAAUGGAAAGAAUAUGACCCGCAAAGACCGGGGGAUUCAUCACCCCCGAAAGCCGUGAUUCUCGAAAGGGUAGCCAAGCUAGCGGCCCUGUUGAACCAUACACCAAAACCAGAGGACUUUAGAACACCUCAUUGCCUCGGUUAUUUUGACAGAGGAAGCUCGAACGGGCAAGAGGACGAAGAUGAGGACAUCUUGAAUAUGCGCCUGGGGUUGGUCUUUGAAAGACCAAUAGACAAUGGCCUUAACCAAUCUUCACCUCCGGUGUCGCUCCAUGAGCUCCUCGAGACAACACGAAAGCCGCCUGUCACAAAGCGGGUCAAGCUGGCUCAUGCCAUCAGUAAAUGCCUGCUUUAUCUCCAUGCUGUCAACUGGCUGCACAAGGGGCUUCGAAGCCACAAUAUCAUUUUCUUCAAAACCACCAGCGGAGACGUCGACUUUGGCAAACCUUACCUGUCAGGAUUCGAUUUCUCCAGGCCAGCCCGGGCGGACGAAAUGACAGAUAUUCCCGGGCCAGGUGACGACAUUGAGUACAACCUCUACAGGCACCCCAACGCACAAUCAACAAACCCGGACGAACGUGAGCGUUUCAAAAAGAGUUUUGAUAUCUACAGUCUCGGCGUCCUCUUGGUUGAGAUUGCCCACUGGGCAACCGUCGACAAAGUCCUCGGCAUCAACCUCAACGUCGCCCGCGGCAGGCCAUCAUUUGCCCUCAAGGUCCGCGAUAGUCUGCUCGCCACCGACCAAAUCGCGGAGUUGGGCGCUUGCAUGGGGGAGCUUUACGAAAGAGCUACCCAGAAAUGUAUCGCCGGGGGUGAACAACUCGGUCUAUCAGAAAAGGACGACGAAACAAAUGACGCGGUGGCGGCUCGCCUGUCAAUGGUCCUCCACGAAAAGGUAGUCAAGAAGCUAGGUGAGAUCCAGGUCUAG